AACCCUUGAUGGCUAUGUUGCUCCUGUUGUCUCGGGGAAUGAACCGGGCUACGAGUUACACUUCUGCCAGGAGCUGGAGGAAAGAAAUCCCUGCUCCGACCAUCCUCCUUUUCCUGCAGCAAGACGAGAAAAAAACCCCACUUAUGGCUCAUGUUAUACGGCUCGUCAACUACUAAUUUGGGAUGAUUGUGCCACGGAUACUGCGAGAGUUUCAACGGUUGUUCCAUCAUCCAUGUUUGUCGACCCUCGGUUUGGAACACGAGCAUACCGGUUGAUUUUCAGAGGAGAGGAACUAGAAGAAAUGACGCGGGAAGCGAGAACGAGUUGAAUUUACACUAGCGAAUUUCAUGCCAAACAUCGUCCAUGCCCGCCAAAGCGCGCCCAGCACAUGCGAAACACUCGUCGACCGACGAACGUCCGUAGUGCAUGUCUCCUGAAAAUCACACUCGUGUUGCACACAUCAUAAAAAAUUCUUGUUCGCGUCCGAAACCUUGGACGCUCCUACCUAAAAGCCCACCUUCGUUUUCUGAGUGACUUGGGCACUUCGACUGCCAGCAGCCCAUUGGCCCUCCCACAUGUCGAAAUGUAAGGCACCCAAGCGCGCAUCUGCGCUCUCGCGUCCUCCUUUCAAAGACUCAUAUGGCGACCAGCAGCAGCUGCAGCGACCAUGACCGUGGUAGCAGUGAGGACGACUUACUGAUCGCGGGUCGUCCAGCAGCAGCAUCUGCCAAGCGAAAGAUGCUUCUACCUGCGACCACAGAAGACAGUUUUUCUGAAGAUGAUCCUAGCACAAGAAAAAAGGCAAGAAAACCCUUGGGGAAAAAAACAAAACCCACUACCGUCCAAACAGCUCUCAGACGAAAAAAGCGCAAGUUGCCGCCGGCGACCGAAGGCAGCGAAGAUGAAAGUAAGUCGUCAAAGGAAAAUCGUGCAGCGGCGGCAAGCAUGGAAGAAGCAGAGUUCGUGAGCGGAACGCGUGUGCUCGAAUACAUGCGUGUGGCGUACACUGGUGCCCGCAUCGGUGAUUUGCUCGAAGGUACAAACCCGGUGACCAAAGGCGCACUGAUGCGCGUUUGUCAAUCCAACAUCUUGCCGAUGAAGCGCAAGCUGAACAAGAUACGCGCGGAACCAGCCCUGUGGCGCGCCUUUUUGCGUCAACUUGGUACGCUCGCUUUUUUUGCCAACAUGACCGAAGUCGAGCGCGGCAUAUGGUUGGCGGAACAUGAACAAGGCAAGGAGCGUAUGGGAAGCGAAGACGACGAGGACCUCAAUUCUGUGCGAUUUCAAAUUCUCGGACUUGGUUCGAGCGUACUGGCAUCCGAUGUCAUUUCCCCGUCAGAUGUCGAUCAACUGAUGGAAGAUAAUCCGCGCGAAUGGCAAGGUGUCGAUGUGGCACGUAUGAUUCCAGCCAACAACGAAUCCAACAGCAGCACAGAAGGGGGUCGUCACACCCUUUUUUUCAUCAAGGGUUGGUGGAAGAUUUCUACGGAUGCUCAAAUCAUUCCUUCAUUCGAAGGCCCGACAAUCGAUCUCGCGCGAGGCGCUCUUUCUCUUGGCAACGCAGUGGAAGCGGCAGCAGCAUCAACUCAAUUGUUUCGAAUCGAAGGCCUGAACGUGGAAGGCGCGAGUGAAGAGGAUCGCCUGCCCAUUGCAGUUCGCGUCCCAAUCGGUGCUCCGGUGGUAACCAAGUUUGACAGUUUGAUCGACUCGCACAUCCUUCCCUUGUGGUGCAGUUUCGACGAAUCAUCGAGAGUUGAGUUGGUUCGUGCGCAGGUGCAGUUUGUCCAAAGGCAACUGAAUCGGUACGCCGCAUCUGCACUCAAGUCGCUUUUGCAGAAAUUGAUUCGCUUUCCAUCGAGGCAAGUGACGGAAUUUUUUCCGAAAGCGCUUCAGAUGACCGAUGGACAGCUAAUGGAACUAGAAGAGGAGAGAAAGAAAGAAACCCUGGCAGCGUGUAGGGCAAUCGAUACCCGACUGGUUUUGUUGGUGACCAGUUGCAUGUUGCUCGGGAAGCCCAUGUCUUUCAAUCCCGACAUCGGUCGACAGGUGUCGGGUCUCGAAAGCUUUCUCAAGCGCCUGGCCAUCAUCUUGUUUGAAGACUCUUCGUUCGACGACGAAGGGGCAAGUGCACUAUCACUCAUGGCCGGUGCGUUGAUGGCACAGCGCGUGCGAAGCUGGCGACCGACAAGUGCGCUUUUGUCGCAAUGGUUACGUACCGCCCUACAGGCAUGGGCAACUCCGCUGUGUUUUCGAUACGACAUCGAAGCGGGUGCAGCAAUCGAGCCAUAUGCAAUCGGACUCAACACAACCGCGAUUCAAGCCACCUCGGCACUUCUGGACGCGCUCAAGAGUUUUCCAGGCGAUUUGGCAAUGGUGCGCUUCAUCGCCAGCAAACCGGAUGUCGCUGUGCUGCGGUUCAAUGCUGGGGUUGCUGGAAGAAAUCGAGAUGCAUGGCAUGGAUUUCAAAAUCUGCCGAUCUAUCACGCAUGGGACCAGCACUGCGCAGCCAAUAUCGGCUAUUUUUUCGAUCCGCAGUUGGUGCGCCGGCUUUGUGCCACAUCACCGCCGGGCAAACCUUUUAGUGCCUUGUUUGAGCGCUUGUUCAAAGAGGUGACAGGCGCAAACCCACGACGUACGGUGCUCGAACAAGAGACAUUCGAAGCGCUGCCGUUUGUCGCGCCACACGCGCUGCACAACGUCGCGUCCUGAGCCGAACUGGUGGAUC
This is a messenger RNA of Spizellomyces punctatus DAOM BR117, 2725 nucleotides long. RefSeq lists its product as uncharacterized. NCBI's taxonomy places the organism in Eukaryota, Fungi, Chytridiomycota, Chytridiomycetes, Spizellomycetales, Spizellomycetaceae. The transcript is spliced from 2 exons. The record is from RefSeq and is a predicted model, not a curated record. Bases 640 to 2709 code for a protein of 689 amino acids.